CAUAAACCCGCUACCAUUACUGCCAGCGAGCUAACAACAUACCCUUCAAAACCAGCAUUUAAUAAACUGCACAGGGUUUACGGCGUUGGGUUGUUAUGGCAACGAAGUAGUACAAUUUUAUAUAACUACACAGAAAAGGUGUUUAUGGAGGGGCUGCUGGGAGGUGUUUGGGAAGGACACUAUGUUUCCGUGUGUCGCCACCUGGCCCUCUUCUGAUGCCCCUGCCACUCUUAGCCAUGCCCCACCUAUUCCCUCGAUACAGCCACCCAAUCAGCCACUGCCUGACCUGCUACGGAGCUGUGCCAUGCUCCCUUCCCCAGCCACGUGCUUAAGCCCUUGCUCCAACAAGAUGGAAUCCAUGAUUGUGGUGACGGAGUACGAGCCCAGUGGUGGCUCCAGGCAGGAGAGCGGAGAGGAGGAGGAGGUUGAGGACAUGGACAGCUCAGAAACGCCGGAGCCGAGGUCAUCAGGUCCGGUACCACCCUUCCGUAUGGCAUCUUGUGAUCUUUUAUCCCACACCAUGGGACGUCCAGAAGCGCUCUUCCCAGAACCGCAGGAGCACAGGGGAAGGCUCAGCCUCUCCGACCGGAAGCUCUCCCUACAGGAACGCUCGCAGACGCUUUCGUCACCCUGUGGUUCGCCGGGGCUGAACGGACGCUAUAUCUACCCAUCAUUACCAUACUCACCGAUUACCUCCCCCCACUCAUCUCCACGACUCCCUCGAAGACCCACAGUGGAGUCUCAUCGGGUCUCCAUCACAGACCUGCAGGACUGCGUGCAGCUCAACCAGUACAAGCUGAAAGAUGAGAUCGGAAAGGGUUCCUAUGGAGUUGUCAAGCUGGCGUACAAUGAAGACGACAACACAUACUAUGCCAUGAAAGUGCUGUCCAAGAAGCGACUGAUGAGGCAGGCUGGGUUCCCUCGCAGACCUCCUCCUCGUGGGGCAAAAUUGGCCCCUGAGGGCCCCCCUCAGCCCAAAGGGCCUUUAGAGCGUGUUUACCAGGAGAUAGCCAUCCUCAAGAAGCUCGAUCACCCUAAUGUGGUCAAGCUUGUGGAGGUGCUGGAUGAUCCUAGUGAGGACCAUCUGUACAUGGUAUUCGAACUUGUCAAACGAGGAGCAGUGAUGGAAGUUCCUACUGAUAAGCCCCUGGAUGAGAACCAAGCACGCUUCUACUUCCAGGACUUGCUGAGAGGAAUCGAAUAUUUACAUUACCAGAGAAUCAUCCAUCGGGACAUUAAGCCUUCCAAUCUGCUCGUGGGAGAAGACGGACACAUUAAGAUUGCUGACUUUGGGGUCAGUAACCAGUUUGAGGGAGCGGAUGCCCUCCUGACCAGCACAGUGGGGACGCCAGCGUUUCUUGCCCCAGAGACCCUCUCAGAGACUCGCAAGAACUUCUCUGGCAAGGCUCUGGAUGUGUGGGCAAUGGGAGUCACCUUGUACUGUUUCAUUUUCGGAGUGUGUCCGUUUAUGGAUGAGCGUAUUUUGAGUCUUCAUCAAAAGAUCAAGACACAGCCAGUGGAGCUUCCAGAGAAUGCGGACAUAUCAGAUGACUUGAAGGACCUUCUUUUUCAAAUGUUGAACAAGAACCCUGAAUCCAGAAUUACCGUGCCACAAAUCAAGGUGCACCCAUGGGUGACACGGCACGGCGCCGAGCCCCUCCCUCCUGAGGACGAUAACUGCUGCAGCUUGAUCGAAGUGACUGAAGAGGAGGUGGAAAACUCAGUCAAGCACAUCCCCAGCCUUGCCACAGUGAUCUUGGUAAGGACUAUGUUGCGGAAGCGUUCUUUUGGAAACCCGUUUGAUUGGGGACGCAGGGAAGACAGGAGUCCCGCCACACCAGGACACGUGCUUUUAAAAGUGAGAGCAGGGAGUUUGAAAUACUGCCACAAUCUCAGUACCCAAAGGAAAAAAUGCUGUCAGAUUUGGAAACAAGAGAGCGAGGAAGGCAUGCGGAGCAUGGACCUGCCCUUCGUGGGCGAGGAUGAAGUUCUUUCCUGAUACUUGUUGUGGGUGUCUUGCUCGCAAUUCUGCGAUGGCGAGUGGUUGUUGCUCGGGAAAUGCACCAGGAUGGGGCUUGGUAUGGCUUCCGGAAGGCCAGGAUAUGGACCUGGGGUUGGGGCUUGGACACAAUGAAGAAGCCCUGCUUUUUUUCUGGGUUGUUGAUGUGGAGGGUGCCCACCCACUCCAUGCAUGUAUUUGUACAGUCCACAGCAGCAUGCACUGUAUCUGUCCGCCCAGGUCUCUGCUGUCUCUCAGGACCUGUUUUGUGUGAGUGUGUGUGUGUGUGUGUGUGUGUGUGUGUGUGUGUGUGUGUGCAUGUGAGUGUGUUUCUACUUCUCUCCUGCAUGGAGACUCUGCUUUACUUCUCUACUUCAGCUAGGGGGUGCCACUGCAGUGGACCGAAGGCCACAGACAAUAACAUAUACAUUUUUUAAAGAUUUCUUAGGUUUCUCCUUCACUCAUUAAUAAGAGAGACUGGGUACUUAAUAGCGGUUUCCACAGACACUUCCAGGUAUCCAUAUUGAAUUUGAAAAGUAAUAAAAAUGUUAAAGCAGUCAGACCUUUAUCAAUAUUGCUCUACAAAGCUAAACUCACUAACUACGGCAACACUGAAACCUAGAUAAAUGGCUGCAAAGUUUUUCAAUUGUCCAGCCAAAUGUGUAUUUUAAAAUAGUCUCACUCCGUUUUUUCUUAAUCUGAAUCAUUUUGAACCUUAGUGUGGGAAACUGGAUGUUUCUUUACCGGGGUGGGGGCGUGAGAAGUUUCCAGGGCGGGGCACUAGGAAAAUCCCUGAUACCCGGUCAUGCUAAGACACUAGAUUUCGGUAUAACUUUUUGAUUGAACGUGUAGUGUGUAUUGUGUUCUGUAUUUUGCUUUUGCAGUGCAUGGUAAUACAUUUUAAGGUUUGUUAAAAAAUGAAUUACAUAUAAAAUAGGUCAAACUUGCAAUCAGGAAAUGUCAUAUAUAGUAAAGGGACAAUUCAGGAUGAUAUUUAGGGAUAUGUUUGUGUUUGUUUUCUAAUGUCUGCACUGUAGAUAGUGGACAGGACCAAACCUCGAAACUAUCUAAAGUAGUCUUUUUUUAAUACUGCACAGCCCAAAUCCAAGAGAUAUGGGAAUUAUAGUCAUAACAUGUUUUUAUAUUUUGGAAUAGUAGGUUAAUUAAGGCACAACUAACCCUUAGGGAAUUCCAGAAAUAGGCAUUGUGUCAGUUUAUCUCCUUGUAUGUAACGUGACCCUUUUAAUCAUGAAAGUGACUUUUACUGUAAUUUCACGUCCUCUCCUAGUAGAAUAACCAGAAUGCCAUGUAGUGGUGCAUUUCAAACCUGGUCAUGAGCAGAGUGAAUUAGUUAUUUGCAUUUAUUAACAUUUCUAUAUCAGAUGCAUACUGUUUAAGUUAUUGAGGGAAUACAAUUAAUUAAUGCAAUCUAUGCAUGACUUUUCACUUAAGGAAUCAAUGUUUGUUAAUUAGUCUGUUUUGACACAAAUGUAUGCCUUACAUUUUUGUAGCAUAGAUCAUCAGUACAUGUAUAGAGUUUUUCGGUAUGAUAGAAUUGGAGAUGAACUUAGAUAUGCUGCUCUAGACCGUGUAGAAAUUAAGGUAGUAACUUGCUUAAUCUCAGUUUUCAAGUUAGCAAAAUAGUCCAAAGCCUUGUUGAGAUUUUCUCAAUGUGCACUACAGUCAUGUAACAUGUUUUUUAUAGAAUUGUUUGUUUGCUGUUGGUGUACUUCAAAAAACAAAAUGAGUGAUGGUGCUUUUCCACCACUGGAUUCUCUUUUUGACACAUAACAUUUACAAAUUAGAUGCUUCCAUGUAUCAGGGGAGUCCUUCUGCACAAGUAGGUUGAAUGUAUGUUGAUGGUUUACUGUGUAACUACAGUCAAGUCUUUACUUAUGUUUUUAUCUACUGCUUUCUUUUUUCUGCAUGUUAAACUCUGAUGUAUUUUACAGUACAUUUGUGUGUUUUGUUACUUUUUUUUUUAGUUUUAUUUAAAAAAAAUUGUGUGGGUACUAUUACUAUGCAUAAGAAAUCUCCCUUUGUGGUGCAGUUCUGGACUGUGUCAGUCAGUAGGUCCCUUGUGUUUGUUCUCUUGGAUGUUGAUGAUUGAAAAUCAAAGGAAACUUGUUUUAUUGACUUAAAUAUGCAUGAUAAACUGAAGUUGGUUACACAAUAUCAAUAAAUGUAAGUGGAGAUUUUAACGAUUUGCUGAGAAGAUUUUGAUGACCUUUCACUAAUAUAUUCUGGGGAAGUAAAUCUUUAUUGAGAUUAAUAGAAAAAAUGAAAAUAUAUGGAGAAUUAUCUUGGGAGCAAAAUUUAACUGAUGGUGUUUCCAUGUAAAGAAUGUUUCUUGAAACCUUUAAAUGCAGGAUGAGGCCUCAUGACCAUGUCUUCUUCUUUUGUUAACAAAUCAUAAUGAAGAGCAAAAUUCACCUGCUGAAAACAAAGCAAGCAUUUUUCUGUUUUCCAUGCAACGACUUUCUCAAGGACUGACCUUACACGGGUUGAAUAGAUUGACUGCUGAGGUGUACAGUGAAGGGAAUGCUGUACUGUAUAUUUAUAAUCUCUAAAUAACUUUCUCCACUGUAUCUGCCCAGAUAUUCUUGAAGGGCUAGGAUAAAUGUUUGCAUCCAUAUCACACAAACAAUAGCGUUUUGAGCACUGUUGAGAGGGCUGUGUACAGAGAUGUUAUGCAGAUGCAUGCCAUCACUAUCACUCGAUAUGCAGCAUGUUUGUUUCUUAAGCAUGUUUGAGCUCUUUACAGCAUCGUCUGAUAUCAUUGCUGAUCAUUCUAUAUAUUGUAUCCAGUUGAUUAUUUGAAUAAAUUAAAG
Messenger RNA from Xyrauchen texanus (razorback sucker), 4830 nucleotides. Its product is annotated as calcium/calmodulin-dependent protein kinase kinase 2-like. Gene Ontology annotation, biological process: protein phosphorylation; CAMKK-AMPK signaling cascade; activation of protein kinase activity. Gene Ontology annotation, molecular function: ATP binding; protein kinase activity. The transcript is spliced from 19 exons. The record is from RefSeq and is a predicted model, not a curated record. NCBI's taxonomy places the organism in Eukaryota, Metazoa, Chordata, Actinopteri, Cypriniformes, Catostomidae. The coding region runs from base 182 to 1999 and encodes 605 amino acids.